AGCAGCGAUGGCAGCUGAGCCGGAGAGCAGCUCCUCCCCGCGGGUCACCUACAGACCUCUCUCCAUGGCAUCCAGCAGCAGCAGGAAGAACCGCGACAGCCCGUGGAAGCUGCGGCUGGUUUACCUGCAGUGCUAUUUCCUUACAAUUGCCUUCAUUUUAGGAACUGGAAUAUUAGGACUGCCAGGAACAGUGGCACAUGCCGGCCUGCAACCUUUUUUGGUCUCGUUUAUAACGGGAUUUUUUAUGCAGGUGCUGUUGAUUUAUCUUUUUGUGGACUUAUUGCAACGAUGUCACGCAGCUCAGCUGGAGGCUGUGAAGCAGUUUGUGGUGGAAAUGCAGGAUGUUGGUGACCAAGGUCCUGUUCCAGGUUCCACAGUAGAUGAAGGAGAAGAAGAAGAUGAUGCCGAGGAUGCAGAUCAUGUUUUAUUGCAACAGACUGUUGAAGUGGAUCGUUCUGUAAAGGAUCAUUCACCGAACCUGCACAUGCUGGGGGUCCUCUUCCUCAACAAGUAUCUGAGUAGCUUUUUCAGCAUUCUCCUCAUCCUGCAGUUCGUUUCCAUUGGAAUCAGUUAUGUCUUGGCCGGCAGUGAAGCCUUUGGUGAACUUUUACACAUCAGGCAUGUAUACAUCAUUCCUUUCUUCACGUGGAUUUUGUCUUUGGGAAUCAUUUUGGCUCAAGUGAUCAUACAACCAAUCACAUCCAUUUUGACCAUAGCAAAAGGAACCCUGUUGGUGAUCACAGUGAUGGUGAUCUUUGUCGUGGGCUCCGAGAUCCACCAAGAAAUAAGCAAUGAUUUCUCCAGCAUUGGCACGCCGUUCCUGAUGGGCACUGUUGCACUCGGGGGCGUUGUAAAUGUGAUGCCAAUGCUAUUUUCAGAUAUUUCACCAAACAGAUCUCAGGUCCUGUGGUUUCGGAGGGCGGUCAUCGGAGGCCUCGCUACUUGUGCUGUGCUGAAUAUUUUCUGGUGUUGGGCCGUAUUGAAUAUUGUUCCCCAGACAUCUGUCCGCAAAAUCCCCCACGAUGACCAUUUGAACCCGAAUUUCCCCGCUGUACACGAGACGGGAAUAGACUACGUUAUCGUCUACUCCAACAUCUCUUUGGAAGCAUCAGAAAAGGCAGGAGAAAUAGCCACAGUUCCUCUCACAAAGAUUAUAAUGGAACGGUACAGAAGAUUUGCCUGGGUGGCCUGGUUUACGGAGAUUUUUAUCACUAUCAGCAUUACAGUUUCAUUUUUAGUCCUUGGAUCAGCAAUGAAGCAUACAUUGGAAGGCUGGGUGGAUUCUUUCUGGAACAGAAGAUGUGAAGAUGCUUCUGAACAGUGCGAGAAGUCCUGUUCACAUCUUACCAAGAUUAAAGAUUUAAAAAGUGUCACUCAAGGAUUAGUUUGUCUUCUGGGAUUCAGUAUUAUUUUUGUGGUGUCUCUGUCUAAUCCAAAGGGAUUUGUCAUUGUGCUUGACAAAGUGGCCUCAUUUACUUUAAAUCUUGAAGCUGGUCUAUUCAUUUUUCUAAUGGUGCGCAGCGCUCACUCAGAGCCCUAUAAACAUUUAACGGUCCCUUUGCCUGUGAGCCGAAGGAUCUUGAUGUUACACUGGCUUCUCCCAGUGUACUUCCUGUUUGCUGUGGCGUACGACAUUUGUCAGUCAUUGACUUUGCUCGCAGCUGGGUGGCAUCCAAUGGAUUUGUUGUCAAGGAACGGCACAGUGUGAAACACCAACCCAAAGCCUGAAAAUGGAAACGUAUACGUUAGCUCUGGGUAUGUAGGAAGGAACUGCAGAUACUGGUUUAAACCGAAGAUAGACACAAAAUGCUGGAGUAACUCAAGGAAUGGGUGACGUUUCGGAUCG
This is a messenger RNA of Amblyraja radiata (thorny skate), 1846 nucleotides long. RefSeq lists its product as uncharacterized. The coding region runs from base 8 to 1708 and encodes 566 amino acids. The transcript has 18 exons. The record is from RefSeq and is a predicted model, not a curated record. Lineage: Eukaryota; Metazoa; Chordata; Chondrichthyes; Rajiformes; Rajidae.